AAUCAGUCAAUCAGCCUCGAACCGCAUCGGAACUUGCAACGAUCAACGUAAACACCCCCGGUGCCCGAAGUUGGGGCCUCAGAGCUUUCCCGGAAAAUUCUGCCACACGUGGCGUCCCCUCCAAACGGUCCAGCUCACGACGUUUUCCCACAGCCCGCGCGAGGAAGGAUGUGCACACCGCCCCACGCCCAGCGGUUGAUGCCGGUUGCGGCCCCCGGCCGGCCACGGCAAUGGACGCUGCACCGGCGCCUGUGGCAGCUCCUGGCCAUCCUGGUGGCCGGUCUGCUGAGCGGCACGAUGCUAACGACAGCCCGGGCAAAGCCGACGCUCUCGUUCCAGCUGUCCCAGAUUCCCGGCUUCACACACAUCGUCGAGCGGCGGCUGAUGGACGCCAUGAAGAGCUACAGUGAACGCCGGCUAGACGUGGAGAGUUUGCGGAUGAUUUACUUCCACGAUCAAACGGUGGCGGUGGUCGAGCUUGGGCCGGCAAAACGACUGAUCGGAUGUGAACUGAUAGAAGUCUACAACGAUGCCGAAGGAACGGAACUGCUGCGCAACCUGUCGACCAUCAACCGACCACUGGAAGUCUCGUUUCGCGAUAUGAUCAAACUGAUGGAGCAGUGCGAGCAGGUGGAUCGGCUCAACGAGCGUAACCAGCAGCAACAGCAACAGCAGGGCACCGUGGCACCGGACGCGUGGAACGGAGGACCGAUCGCGUACCGGAUCGCUUCCGACCGGGACUCGGGGCAAGAAGAGAGUAACCCACCGGAGUCGGCGGGCUCCACCAGUAGUGACGGUGGCUUUUUGGCGCUGAUCAUGAAGAACCGCAGCAGCAGCAGCAGCAGUAGCAGCAACAGCAGCAAGAGGGGCAUCUUUCACAAGGGAUCGUUUUCGCUGUUGAGCGGCAUCAUCCCCGGGACGAAGUGGUGCGGUACGGGGGACAUUGCCGAUGGUUACUACGACUUGGGCGAGGAUGCGCUCAUGGAUCGCUGCUGCCGGACGCAUGAUCUCUGCCCGAUUAAGGUUCGGGCAUACCAGAAGCGCUACAGCUUGAGUAAUAACUCUAUCUACACGAAGUCACAUUGCAGGUGCGACGAUAUGUUGUUCGAGUGCCUGAAGCAUACCAACACCUCGGCGGCCCAGGUCAUGGGGUUGAUCUACUUCAAUCUGGUGCAAGUGCCGUGUCUGGAAGACACCUCCACCGGACUCCAGUUCCGCAAGGCCCGCGAGGGCUUCUAA
Messenger RNA from Anopheles bellator, 1239 nucleotides. RefSeq lists its product as uncharacterized. Gene Ontology annotation, biological process: phospholipid metabolic process; arachidonate secretion. The transcript is spliced from 6 exons. The coding region runs from base 169 to 1239 and encodes 356 amino acids. Lineage: Eukaryota; Metazoa; Arthropoda; Insecta; Diptera; Culicidae. The record is from RefSeq and is a predicted model, not a curated record.